AUGUUGCAAUCACUUUUCCUUGCCAGCGCCCUGGCAGUCGGUAUCUACGCCCAGUCAACUCCUGACCCUGCUCUCACAGCAAACGGAGCUUUCCAACACCUCGGCUGUGUAGCCAUCAGACCUGGAACCUUUCCUCGACAGCUCAACCUAGGUCAGACGGGGUGUGCUUCAACUUGCUCAUCAAACGGGAACAUCAUCGGAUUUCGUGGAAAUAGCUGUGUCUGUGACCGGCUCGACCUAUCCGAUCGUCCUAUCACGUACCGCGUUGUCAAGGUAGACAACUCCCUCUGCACUCAAUGGUGUGACCCAGCCGAUAAGUCCAAGGGGACAUGCGGAGGUGCUUCGGUACAAGGAUGGCCCAUCUACGAUCUGUACAAGAGAAACAACGCUCAGAUCGUUUAUGAGAAUUUCCCGAGCGCAACGCCAACUCCCAUGUCUAGCGUUUAUCCUCCUGCUCCGACUGGUGGGCCCAAGCCCGGUGAUGUUUGGCACGAGUGCCCACCUCACGUUGUUGACUGCCCCUAUCGCAACAAGUGUCCCAAUGGGAAGUGCAAUUAUGUACCCAAGCCCAUUGUCAAGCCUUGUUAUGGGUGUUCUUACAACGGUACUGGAAACUGGACGGCUCCUACUUGCCCCCCUGGUGGUUGCGGCAAUGGUAGUAAGCCAGCCCCAGCUCCAGUUCCAGUUCCCGUCCCGGUCCCCAACCCUCCUUGCAAGGACGGCUGUAAUAAUGGGAAUGGAGGUAACGGCGGAAACGGAGGUAACGGCGGCGAUGGUAGCAACGGCGGAAACGGCGAUAAUGGGGGUAACGGUGGUGAUGGUGGCUCAGGAGGUAACGGUGGUAGUGGCGGUAACGGAGGAAACGGUGGAAAUGGAGGCAAUGGAAGCUCUGGGGGGAAUGGAGGAUCCAGUGGUGGUGACAGUUCAGGAAAUGGCUCUGACGGUCAAGAUGACUCUGGUGGAAAUGGAGGGGACACACCUCCCGUUAUCGUCAACUCGGCGGUCAAGAUCCAAAGCGCAAGCUUUAUAUCUUUCUUUCUAACACUCUCUUUGGCCUCCAUCCUUUUAUAG
Messenger RNA from Fusarium poae, 1071 nucleotides. RefSeq lists its product as uncharacterized. The record is from RefSeq and is a predicted model, not a curated record. NCBI's taxonomy places the organism in Eukaryota, Fungi, Ascomycota, Sordariomycetes, Hypocreales, Nectriaceae. The transcript has a single exon. The coding region runs from base 1 to 1071 and encodes 356 amino acids.